UGCUGAAGAGCACAGAUUUGGAGAAUAAUCACCUGGAUUGGAGCCAUAGCUCUACCAGUAUGGAACCCAGCUCCUUAGGCCUCAGUCUUCUCAUGGAGAACAUGGUGUGAUAAUCCUACUCCUCUGGGAGGCUGGCUGUUAAGCCUUGGACCGCAGUUGCCGGCCAGGAAUCCCAGCGUCGCCCUCGCUGCCCUGCCGCCCACCUGCUCACCCAGCUCAGGGGCUUUGGAGGUGCAGGAGAACAGCUCAGUGAUACCAUCUAACUUGUUGACGUUACUUUUAUUUGAAGAAACGUAUAUUGGAGCUUAACUUAGAAAGAAGGAAGAUGGUUCUUUCUGAAGUGGACAUCGUAAAAGCUGAUCCAGCUGCUGCAUCCCACCCUCCAUUACUGAAUGGAGAUGCUGACGUGGCCCAGAAAAGUCCGGGCUCGGUGGCUGAGAACAACCUGUGCAGCCAGUACGAGGAGAAGGUGCGCCCCUGCAUCGACCUCAUCGACUCCCUGCGGGCUCUGGGUGUGGAGCAGGACCUGGCCCUGCCGGCCAUCGCCGUCAUUGGGGACCAGAGCUCGGGCAAGAGCUCUGUGCUGGAGGCACUAUCAGGAGUUGCUCUUCCCAGAGGCAGCGGGAUCGUGACUAGAUGCCCGCUGGUGCUGAAACUGAAGAAACUUGUGAACGAAGACGAGUGGAGAGGGAAGGUCAGUUACCAGGACUACGAGAUUGAGAUUUUGGAUGCUUCAGAGGUAGAAAAGGAAAUUAAUAAAGCCCAGAAUACCAUCGCCGGGGAAGGAAUGGGAAUCAGUCAUGAGCUAAUUACCCUGGAGAUCAGCGCCCGAGAUGUCCCAGAUCUGACUCUAAUAGACCUUCCUGGGAUAACCAGAGUGGCUGUGGGCAAUCAGCCUGCUGACAUUGGGUAUAAGAUCAAGACACUCAUCAGGAAGUACAUCCAGAGGCAGGAGACGAUCAACCUGGUGGUGGUCCCCAGUAAUGUGGACAUCGCCACCACAGAGGCGCUGAGCAUGGCCCAGGAGGUGGACCCCGAGGGAGACAGGACCAUCGGAAUCUUGACGAAGCCUGAUCUGGUGGACAAAGGAACUGAAGACAAGGUUGUGGAUGUGGUGCGGAACCUCGUGUUCCACCUGAAGAAGGGCUACAUGAUCGUCAAGUGCCGCGGCCAGCAGGAGAUCCAGGACCAGCUGAGCCUGUCUGAAGCCCUGCAGAGAGAGAAGAUCUUCUUUGAGGACCACCCACAUUUCAGGGAUCUGCUGGAGGAAGGAAAGGCCACGGUUCCCUGCCUGGCAGAGAAACUUACCAGCGAGCUCAUCGCACACAUCUGUAAAUCUCUGCCGCUGUUAGAAAAUCAAAUCAAGGAGAGUCACCAGGGAAUAACAGAGGAGCUACAAAAGUAUGGUGUCGACAUACCGGAAGAUGACACUGAAAAAAUGUUCUUUCUGAUAGACAAAAUUAAUGCCUUUAAUCAGGACAUCACUGCUCUCAUACAAGGGGAGGAAACUGUAGGGGAAGAAGACAGCCGACUGUUUACCAGACUCCGACGUGAAUUCCACAAAUGGGAUAUCAUAAUUGAAAACAAUUUGCAAGAAGGCCAUAAAAUUACGACUAGAAAAAUGCAGAAAUUUGAAAAUCAGUAUCGUGGUAGAGAGCUGCCAGGCUUUGUGAAUUACAGGACAUUUGAGACAAUCAUAAAACAGCAAAUCAAGGCGCUGGAAGAGCCAGCUGUGAAUAUGCUACACACCGUGACGGAUAUGGUCCGGCUUGCUUUCACAGAUGUUUCAAUGAAAAAUUUUGAAGAACUUUUUAACCUCCACAGAACCGCCAAGUCCAAAAUCGAAGACAUUAGAACAGAACAAGAGAGAGAAAGUGAGAAGCUGAUCCGCCUCCACUUCCAGAUGGAGCAGAUUGUCUACUGCCAGGACCAGGUAUACAGGAGUGCAUUGCAGAAGGUCAGAGAGAAGGAGCUGGAAGAAGAAAAGAAGAAGAAAUCCUGGGAUGUAGGGACUUUCCAGCCCUCCUCGACAGACUCUUCCAUGGAGGAGAUCUUUCAGCACCUGAUGGCCUAUCACCAGGAGGCCAGCAAGCGCAUCUCCAGCCACAUCCCUUUGAUCAUCCAGUUCUUCAUGCUCCAGACAUAUGGCCAGCAGCUUCAGAAGGCCAUGCUGCAGCUCCUGCAGGACAAAGACACCUAUAGCUGGCUCCUGAAGGAGCGGAGCGACACCAGCGACAAGCGGAAGUUCCUGAAGGAGCGGCUUGCACGGCUGACGCAAGCUCGGCGCCGGCUCGCCCAGUUCGCUGGCUAACCAUGCUCUGUCCAGCCCUGUGGACGUGCACUCAGACCGUCUGCCCCUGUUCCCAGGUAACUACUGGACAGACUACUUGAGUGCUCAGUAGUCAGACUUGAUGGUCACAGUCUCUGCUUAUCUAUUAGCCCAUGGCAAUUUAGCAAGAAGCUGUUAGAGCAGUUUGGUUUCCAGCAUGAAGACAAAGCCCCACCCUCAGAUGCACAUGAGCUGGUGGGGAUGAAGGAUGAUGUCUUUGUACUGGGAAAGGGAUUUUCAGCCCUCAGAAUUGCUCCGCUCUUCCCCUUCUCUGUAUUCUUAGGAGCUGACAUGGGCUGAGCAUCACAGAAGUUUAUUUCCUGGUUUUUGUAAUGUCCCUACGCAAACCCAGUGUUUCAGGAGCAUGAGUGCCGUGUGUGUGAGUCCUGUCAGAGCCCUGUCCCCUCUGUUUGUAAGAAACUUAUUUCUAGUGGACA
Piliocolobus tephrosceles (Ugandan red Colobus) is the source of this 2766-nucleotide messenger RNA. RefSeq names its product MX dynamin like GTPase 1 (gene MX1). The transcript has 16 exons. Gene Ontology annotation, molecular function: microtubule binding; GTP binding; GTPase activity. Lineage: Eukaryota; Metazoa; Chordata; Mammalia; Primates; Cercopithecidae. Bases 326 to 2311 code for a protein of 661 amino acids. Gene Ontology annotation, cellular component: microtubule; synapse; plasma membrane. Gene Ontology annotation, biological process: receptor internalization; synaptic vesicle budding from presynaptic endocytic zone membrane; defense response to virus. The record is from RefSeq and is a predicted model, not a curated record.